Molecule: messenger RNA, 193 nt
Organism: Entrophospora candida
Lineage: Eukaryota; Fungi; Glomeromycota; Glomeromycetes; Entrophosporales; Entrophosporaceae
Source: the annotation of a GenBank genome assembly
UUCUAACCAGCCACAAAAAAAAAAGUGUGAAGAAAACUCACAAUCAACUAGAAUGUGGAAAGCCAGAUAUUAUUAUGAUUUAAUAGGUGAACAUGAUGAAUUUGCUAAGCGUAAAGUAUGUUCCAAUAAUCGAAAAGAGAAAAUGUUUAAACAUAAUAACUCUACAACGAUUAAAGGGAAAUUAAGUAGUUGA